AAGUUGUAAUGAGUCGAGAUUGUGCCACUGCACUCUAGCCUGGGUAACAGAGCAAGACUCCAUCUCAAAAAUAGUAAUAAGUGUUUGUUGAAUGAAUAGAAGAAUAAUGUUUAUUGCAGGCCUAUGGUAUGAAGUACUGUGUGAUAUAAUAGACAAGGUAAUCCUGGCUGCUACCCUCUAAGAGAUCACAAGCUAGUUGGGUAACCAGGACAUAUGUAAGUAAAACUCCCUCCAUUGUUAGUUGAGGAUUUUGCAUUUUACUUCUUUCUGUCAUGUGCGUUGGUUUCAGGUACAUGACUCAGGGCUUGGACAUGUCUGGUGUUUUUAUGGAAAUGGUGAAGGCCAGUGCCACUGUAGAUAUUGUCCAGAAGAAGUUGGUUUAUCUGUACAUGUGCACAUAUGCUCCCCUGAAACCAGAUCUGGCUCUUCUGGCCAUCAAUACGCUGUGCAAAGACUGCUCAGACCCCAAUCCAAUGGUGCGAGGGCUGGCGUUACGGAGCAUGUGUAGCCUCAGGUCAACAGGGGCCGAUGUAUGUCAAAAUUAGUAUUUCCGAAUCUGGCUGACUCCAGGAUGUGUUGCUUAGGAUGCCUGGUGUGCAGGAGUAUAUACAACAGCCUAUUCUCAAUGGUCUGCGGGAUAAGGCUUCGUAUGUCAGGAGAGUGGCAGUCCUUGGAUGUGCCAAGAUGCAUAAUCUUCAUGGAGACUCUGAAGUAGAUGGUGCCCUGGUAAAUGAAUUAUACAGUUUGCUGCGUGACCAGGAUCCAAUUGUAGUUGUGAACUGCUUGAGGUCUCUAGAGGAAAUUCUGAAACUGGAAGGAGGCGUUGUCAUCAAUAAGCCCAUUGCUCACCAUCUCUUAAAUCGAAUGUCAAAACUGGACCAAUGGGGCCAGGCUGAGGUAUUGAACUUUCUGCUACGCUACCAACCCCGCAGUGAGGAAGAACUAUUUGACAUUCUCAAUCUGUUGGAUAGUUUUCUCAAGAGCAGUAGCCCAGGUGUGGUGAUGGGAGCUACCAAACUUUUUCUGAUCUUGGCAAAAAAGUUUCCCCAUGUACAAACCGAUGUCCUUGUGCGGGUCAAGGGACCUUUGCUAGCUGCCUGUUCUUCGGAGAGCCGUGAGCUGUGUUUUGUUGCUCUUUGUCAUGUACGCCAGAUCUUGCAUAGUUUACCAGGUCACUUUAGCAGCCACUACAAAAAGUUUUUUUGCUCCUACUCGGAGCCCCACUACAUCAAACUACAGAAAGUGGAGGUGCUGUGUGAGCUGGUGAACGAUGAGAAUGUGCAGCAGGUGCUAGAGGAGCUUCGAGGGUACUGCACGGAUGUGUCUGCGGACUUUGCACAGGCUGCCAUCUUUGCCAUAGGUGGCAUUGCCAGGACUUACACAGAUCAAUGUGUUCAGAUUCUAACAGAGUUGCUGGGUCUUCGACAAGAGCACAUUACCACAGUGGUGGUGCAGGCUUUCCGAGACCUGGUUUGGUUGUGUCCUCAGUGUACUGAAGCUGUGUGUCAGGCCCUGCCCGGCUGUGAGGAGAACAUUCAAGAUAGUGAGGGGAAGCAAGCACUUAUUUGGCUACUUGGUGUCCACGGGGAAAGAAUUCCUAAUGCUCCUUAUGUGUUAGAGGACUUUGUUGAGAAUGUGAAGUCGGAAACAUUUCCAGCUGUUAAGAUGGAGCUGCUCACUGCUUUGCUGCGCCUUUUCCUCUCUCGACCUGCUGAGUGCCAGGACAUGCUGGGACGUUUGUUGUAUUACUGCAUAGAGGAAGAAAAAGAUAUGGCUGUACGGGACCGAGGUCUCUUCUAUUAUCGCCUCCUCUUAGUUGGCAUUGAUGAAGUUAAGCGGAUUCUGUGUAGCCCUAAAUCUGACCCUACUCUUGGACUUUUGGAGGAUCCAGCAGAAAGACCUGUGAAUAGCUGGGCCUUGGAUUUCAACACACUGGUGCCAGUGUAUGGCAAAGCCCACUGGGCAACUAUCUCUAAAUGCCAGGGGGCAGAGCGUUGUGGCCCAGAGCUUCCUAAAACUUCAUCCUUUGCUGCGUCAGGACCCUUGAUUCCUGAGGAUAACAAGGAGAAGGAACAAGAACUCCCUGAUUCUGGAGCCCUCAUGCUAGUCCCCAAUCGCCAGCUUACUGCUGAUUAUUUUGAGAAAACUUGGCUUAGCCUCAAAGUUGCUCAUCAGCAAGUGUUGCCUUGGCGGGGAGAAUUCCAUCCUGACACCCUCCAGAUGGCUCUUCAAGUAGUGAACAUCCAGACCAUCGCAAUGAGUAGGGCUGGGACUCGGCCAUGGAAAGCAUACCUCAGUGCCCAGGAUGAUACUGGUUGUCUGUUCUUAACAGAACUGCUAUUGGAGCCUGAAAACUCAGAAAUGCAGAUCUCUGUGAAACAAAAUGAAGCAAGAACCGAGACACUGAAUAGUUUUAUUUCUGUAUUAGAAACUGUGAUUGGAACAAUUGAAGAAAUAAAAUCGUAACAGAUUCUUGUUGCUUGUCCAGAGUAAGAUGAAUAACUAUUACAGUUUCUUAGUCUUUCUUUUUAGAGCUGCCAGUAAAUCCAGAUAAUAUCAGAUACAAAGGAGAGUGGAAAAUCUAGAAAUCAGGAUUCUUAAGUUUUUGGCCAAAGAACAUUGAUUCAUUCCUUUCAUUCCUAUUGGCAAUUGACCCCAUUUUUCAAUGAUGAUGUUGUAAAGGUUAAUGUUGGUAAGGGAAUGGGGUAAGGAUGGGAUUUGGAUUAUUUCCUAAUCAAUUUUAGGAAUUGUGUUAGUAAUUAAAGAUGGCUGAUGUGUGGA
Molecule: messenger RNA, 2781 nt
Organism: Chlorocebus sabaeus (green monkey)
Lineage: Eukaryota; Metazoa; Chordata; Mammalia; Primates; Cercopithecidae
Gene: AP4B1
Product: adaptor related protein complex 4 subunit beta 1
Biological process (GO): intracellular protein transport; vesicle-mediated transport
Cellular component (GO): membrane coat; clathrin adaptor complex
Molecular function (GO): clathrin binding
Source: RefSeq, a predicted model, not a curated record